Messenger RNA from Trichoplax adhaerens, 2043 nucleotides. RefSeq lists its product as uncharacterized. The coding region runs from base 1 to 2043 and encodes 680 amino acids. The transcript is spliced from 17 exons. NCBI's taxonomy places the organism in Eukaryota, Metazoa, Placozoa, Uniplacotomia, Trichoplacea, Trichoplacidae. The record is from RefSeq and is a predicted model, not a curated record. Gene Ontology annotation, molecular function: AMP binding; acetyl-CoA synthetase activity.
AUGGUAGACAUUGCAGAUAUUGAAAAAUCAGCCUUGGGACCGGUUUAUCCUCCAAGUCCAAGAGUUGUUGCUGAAGCUCAUGUUAAGAGCAUGGAGGAAUAUCGUAAGAUGUAUGAUAGGAGUAUCAACGAUCCAGUUGCUUUUUGGGGCGAUAUAGCUAAACAAUUCUAUUGGAAAGGUGCACCAGAAGGCAGAGUAUUCGAUUACAACUUUAGUAAAAGUAACGGCAGAAUUUUCAUCAAGUUUAUGGAGGGUAUCAAAACCAACGUCUGUUAUAAUGUUAUUGAUCGCAAUAUUGAAAAUGGCCUUGGUGAUAACGUUGCUUUCUACUGGGAAGGAAACGAACCAGGUGACGACUCUAAGGUUACCUAUAGUGAGCUAAAACGCCGAGUUUGCCAAUUUGCCAACGUUCUAAAGGCUAAAGGUGUCAAGAAAGGUGACCACGUUGCUAUCUAUAUGCCCAUGAUACUUGAACUACCAAUAGCUGUCUUGGCAUGUGCAAGAAUUGGUGCACCACACUCUGUUGUGUUUGGUGGAUUUUCAGCGGAAUCACUAGUUGAUAGAAUACUGGAUUCGAAAUGUUGUCUCCUUGUCACUGCAGACGGUUUAUACAGAGGGAAGAAAUUAAUAGAACUGAAGAGUAUUGCUGAUCAGGCUUUCCAAAUUCUGAAAGAUAGGAAUUACUCGUUAAAAUGCUGCAUAGUUGUCAGACAUUUGUUAGAGGAUUUAGACAAAAAAGGACCUCAGGAACCACCAAAACGACCAUCAAAUAUCGGAUGGAAUGAAGAAUUAGAUUGUUGGUGGCAUGAAGAAGUUGCCAAUGUUUCAGAUGAAUGCGAACCUGAGUGGCUCGAUGCCGAAGAUCCUUUAUUUCUUUUAUAUACUAGUGGAUCGACUGGCAAACCUAAGGGAGUUGUUCAUACUCAAGCCGGUUACCUUUUAUAUGCUGCGACAACAUUUAAAUAUUCAUUUGAUUAUCAUCAUGGAGAUGUCUACUUCUGUACUGCUGAUGUUGGUUGGAUUACUGGACAUAGUUACGUCGUUUAUGGCCCUCUCGCUAACGGUGCCCCAAGUAUUGUGUUUGAAGGAUUGCCCGUAUACCCAGAUGCUGGUCGCUACUGGGAUAUUGUAGACAAGUAUAAAGUUUCUAAAUUUUAUACUGCUCCAACAGCAAUUCGUUCCCUCAUGAGAUUUGGUCCUGAUUAUGUGAAAAAGUACAGUCGUAAGACAUUAAAGGUGCUUGGAUCUGUGGGAGAACCUCUUAAUCCGGAAGCUUGGCGUUUCUAUUAUGAAGUUAUUGGUAAUGGAGAAUGCUCUAUUUCUGAUACGUUUUGGCAGACCGAAACAGGUGGGCAUGUUCUUACCCCACUUCCAGGUUGUACACCCAUGAAGCCUGGAUCUGUGUGUUUCCCAUUCUUUGGUAUCAAGCCGGUCGUUUUAAAUGAAGAUGGCAAUGAAGUACAAGGGCAGAGUGAAGGAUAUCUGGCUAUUAGCCAGGCAUGGCCAAGUACCAUGCGUACAGUUUACGGUGACCAUGAGCGCUAUGAAAAUACAUAUUUUGGAAAAUUUGAUGGAUAUUAUUGCACUGGCGAUGGUUGCUUUAGAGAUAAGGAUGGAUAUUUUUGGAUUACUGGACGUAUUGAUGAUUGUAUUAAUGUAUCUGGUCACUUAACAAGCACUGCUCAAGUUGAAAGUGCAUUAAUCGAGCACGAUCUCGUAGCAGAAGCUGCUGUGGUUUCUUAUCCACACGAAAUCAAAGGUCAAUGCUUAUACGCAUUUCUAACCCUAAUAAAGGGAGCUGAAUUUAGUGAUGAAGUAGUCGUUCAACUUAAGCAACAAGUACGACAAAAGAUUGGGUCUAUCGCUGUACCGGAUUACAUUCAAGAUGCCCCUGGAUUACCUAAAACUCGUUCGGGAAAGAUUAUGCGCCGCGUUUUGAGAAAGAUUGCUCGUAAUGAUCACCAAUUGGGUGAUAUUUCUACAAUGGCAGAUUCGUCAAUCAUUGAAACUCUAUUCCAGUUGCGCCCGGCUUCUCUGAAGUGA